Messenger RNA from Emericellopsis cladophorae, 3342 nucleotides. Its product is annotated as ISWI chromatin-remodeling complex ATPase-like protein. The record is from RefSeq and is a predicted model, not a curated record. Gene Ontology annotation, molecular function: ATP binding; nucleosome binding; ATP-dependent chromatin remodeler activity. Gene Ontology annotation, biological process: regulation of transcription by RNA polymerase II; nucleosome organization. NCBI's taxonomy places the organism in Eukaryota, Fungi, Ascomycota, Sordariomycetes, Hypocreales, Bionectriaceae. The transcript is spliced from 3 exons. Gene Ontology annotation, cellular component: chromatin; nucleus. Bases 1 to 3342 code for a protein of 1113 amino acids.
AUGGCCCCACGAUCGUCGCGCAACAGCGGUGUUGACACGGACGCCGACGCAUCAAUGUCUGAGGCGCAGGAUGCUCGGCCUGUCGACACAAUGGACGUCGAUGAGACCCCUGACUACACCGACUCUGAUACGCAACCAAAUACCACAGCUAGCAGCGUUGUCGGCGAACCCAUCGACGGUCGCCGGAGGCGAGCUGACAACAACCACUUGCAGAAAGCAGUCUUGCGAAAGAAACACGACAGUCUCGAACAGUACAAAGAGGAUGACACGAUCCGGCGCUUCAGAUACCUCUUGGGCCUGACGGACUUGUUCCGCCACUUUAUUGAGACUAAUCCCGACCCCAAGAUUCGCGAAGUCAUGGCCGAAAUCGAUCGUCAGAACGCAGAGUCGAGCAGAACGAAGAAGGGCGGGGGCCGUCAAGGCGGCGCCAGCAGCGGUCGUGUCCGUCGCACUGAAGCCGAGGAGGAUGCAGAAUUAAUCCGCGACGAGAAACGCGGUGGCGCUGCCGAGACCGUCUUUCGAGAAUCGCCGUCCUUCAUUCAAGGCACCAUGCGCGACUACCAGGUCGCUGGCUUGAACUGGAUGAUUUCACUACAUGAGAACGGUAUCUCCGGCAUUCUUGCAGACGAGAUGGGCUUGGGAAAGACGUUGCAAACGAUUGCCUUUCUGGGUUACUUGCGUCACAUUUGCGACAUCAAGGGACCUCAUCUUGUCACCGUACCAAAAUCAACACUGGACAAUUGGAAGCGCGAGUUUGAACGCUGGACGCCAGAAGUCGACGUUUUUGUUCUUCAGGGCGCCAAGGACGAGCGACAAGAACUUAUUCAGAACCGCCUAGUCGAUGCCAAAUUCGACGUCUGCAUCACGAGUUACGAGAUGGUCUUGAGAGAGAAAACACACCUGAAGAAAUUGCCCUGGAAAUACAUCAUCAUCGAUGAGGCCCAUCGUAUCAAGAACGAGGAAUCCUCGCUGUCUCAGGUCAUCCGACUGUUCCAUUCGCUCAACCGCCUCCUGAUUACUGGCACACCACUGCAGAACAACCUGCACGAGCUGUGGGCUUUGCUUAACUUCUUGCUACCCGAUGUGUUCGGUGACGCAGAGGCUUUCGAUCAGUGGUUCUCGGGCGAGGACCAGGACCAGGAUCGAGUGGUGCAGCAGCUUCAUCGCAUCCUCCGACCGUUCUUGCUCCGCCGUGUCAAGAGCGAUGUAGAGAAGAGCUUGCUGCCCAAGAAAGAAAUCAACUUAUACCUAGGAAUGUCCGACAUGCAGAUCAAGUGGUACAAGAAGAUUCUUGAAAAGGACAUUGAUGCUGUCAAUGGCGCAGGCGGCAAGCGUGAGUCCAAGACAAGGUUGCUCAACAUCGUCAUGCAAUUGCGCAAAUGUUGCAACCAUCCCUAUCUUUUCGAGGGUGCCGAGCCUGGUCCGCCCUAUACCACUGACGAGCAUCUGGUCUACAAUGCAGGCAAGAUGGCAGUGCUGGAUAAGUUACUGGCCAAAAUGCAGCAGCAGGGCAGCCGCGUGCUCAUCUUCUCCCAGAUGAGUCGUCUACUAGAUAUUCUUGAGGACUACUGCGUGUUCCGCCAAUACAAAUACUGCCGUAUCGACGGUAGCACCGCGCACGAAGAUCGUAUCCAGGCCAUUGACGAUUACAACAAGCCAGGGUCGGAGAAGUUUAUCUUUUUGUUGACGACUCGUGCUGGUGGCCUGGGCAUCAACCUUACGACAGCUGAUAUUGUCGUUCUGUACGACAGCGACUGGAACCCUCAAGCCGAUCUGCAAGCUAUGGAUCGUGCGCAUCGAAUCGGCCAGACGAAGCAAGUGGUCGUGUAUCGAUUCGUGACUGAUCAAGCUAUCGAGGAGAAGGUUUUGGAACGAGCGGCGCAGAAGCUCCGUUUGGAUCAGCUGGUCAUUCAACAGGGCCGUGCCCAGGUUGCAGCCAAGGCCGCUGCGAACAAGGACGAGCUGUUGAACAUGAUCCAGCACGGCGCGGAAAAGGUGUUCCAACAGAAAGAAGGCACUGGCCUCGCCGCCAAGGGCUCUGAUGUGACCGAUGAUGAUAUCGAGGCGAUCCUGGCUCAGGGUGAAGACCGCACGAAGCAGCUCAACGCCAAGUACGAGAAACUGGGUCUUGAUGAUUUGCAAAAAUUCACAUCAGAGUCGGCGUACGAAUGGAACGGUGAGAAUUUUGCCAACACGAAGAAGGACAUUGGCAUGAGCUGGAUCAACCCGUCCAAGCGUGAGCGCAAGGAGCAGUCAUACUCCAUGGACAAGUACUUCCGGCAGACAAUGUAUCCGAACCCCUCGAAGGAGACGAAGCCAAAGGCACCCCGCGCGCCCAAGCAGGUGCCCGUGCACGACUACCAGUUCUACCCUGCCCGCUUGAAGGAGCUGCAGGAGCGGGAGACAGCGCACCACCGCAAGGAGAUUGGGUACAAGGUGCCGCUGCCGGAAGGAGACGAAGAGAACCUGGCCGAGCGCGAGGCCGAGCGAGACGCUGAGCAGCAAGAGAUUGACAACGCCGAGCCUUUGACGGAAGCAGAACGCCAGGAGAAGGAAGAGCUGGCGACGCAGGGAUUUGGCGAAUGGAACAAGCGAGAUUUCCAGCAAUUCAUCAACGGAUCAGCCAAAUCAGGACGCACCGACUAUGAGGGCAUCUCGGAGGAGGUUGAUAGCAAGACACCAGCCGAGAUCAAGCAGUACGCCAAGGUGUUCUGGCAACGCUACACGGAGAUUCCCGACUACCAGAAGCACCUGCGUGUCAUUGAGGAUGGCGAGGAGCGCAUCAGACGGGUCGGCCACCAUCAGAAGCUCCUGCGCAAGAAGAUGCAGCAGUACCGCGUACCGCUCCAGCAGCUCAAGGUCAACUACUCUGUCUCGACCACGAACAAGAAGGUCUACACGGAAGAGGAGGACAGGUUUUUGCUGGUGUUGCUCGACCGAUACGGCAUUGACUCGGAGGGUCUGUACGAGAAGAUGCGGGAUGACAUUCGGGACUCGCCCCUUUUCCGAUUCGAUUGGUUCUUCCUCAGCCGCACGCCUAUCGAGCUGUCGCGACGGUGCACCACGCUGAUCACGACGGUCGUCAAGGAGUUUGAAGACGUCCCGUCCAAGAACGGCGCGAAUGGCAAGAUGAAGAGAGAAGAGGAGGAUGACGAAGACAGCGUGCUGAGCUCCGCGCCACCCAAGAAGAAGACCAAGAACGGCGUGAAGAACAAGGCGCUCGACAACGUCAAGUCAAGCAAGGCUAGCAAGGCCAGCUCUAAAGCGCCCUCGAGGGCGUCGAGCGUUGCAUCAACUGCUUCGGCAGGGGUGUCCAAGUCUAAGAAGGGUCGCAAGAAGUAA